Messenger RNA from Alligator mississippiensis (American alligator), 8083 nucleotides. It is a transcript of the gene PDE7B, whose product is annotated as phosphodiesterase 7B. Bases 499 to 1767 code for a protein of 422 amino acids. The record is from RefSeq and is a predicted model, not a curated record. Gene Ontology annotation, molecular function: 3',5'-cyclic-AMP phosphodiesterase activity. NCBI's taxonomy places the organism in Eukaryota, Metazoa, Chordata, Crocodylia, Alligatoridae. The transcript has 14 exons.
GAUUGGUCUGCUUUUCCUUGCCUGUGGCAGUUGACAGCACCUCCCAACCGUGCAGGGCCUUCUGCUUGCUAACACAGUCAGUCAGACUGCAGCAAGCUCAGCUGUAUCCCAGCCCUUCACAGGCAGAAAAGUGUACUCUCUUCAAAAGAGUCUCUGAUCAUUUUUGCUUCUUGGGGGUUUUUUAAAAUUUUUUUUUCGGUCGGUGAUUUUUUUUUCUCCAGUUGCUGUUACUUAAUUAUAUUCCUAAUCCUGGAUGCAGUUACUGGAUUCUGCAGUACAAGUCUUCAUGAACAAGCUGCACCGCUUAGAGAUUUCACGGCAUUCAAAGGUCACAGAACUGCCACUAUGGUUAAAUGUCUUGUUUAAUGGUUGAGCAGCCUCUGAGGUACUCCAGCCAGUCAGGGUCGGGAGCUUCCAGUGCUGCUGCAUUCUGGUCUCCUGCAGCGGUGUGGAGAAAUCUCAUUUGAUAGUCCUGAUCAGAAUGCCAAAUGUGUUCGCAUGCUAGGAGAUGCACGGGUGAGAGGUCAGACAGGGGUUCUCUCUGAGCGCCGUGGCUCCUACCCAUUUAUAGACUUCCGUCUUCUCAACAGUACAACACACUCGGGGGAACUUGGCACCAAGAAAAAGGUGAAAAGACUGUUAAGCUUUCAGAGGUAUUUCCAUGCAUCCAGGCUGUUGUGUGGAAUUGUACCACAAGCCUCUCUGUACUUACUGGAUGAAGACUACCUGGGGCAAGCAAGGCAUAUGCUAUCCAAAGUGGGAAUGUGGGAUUUUGAUAUUUUCUUGUUUGACCGCUUGACAAAUGGAAACAGUCUUGUAAGAUUGCUCUGCCAUCUCUUCAAUGUGCAUGGGCUUAUUCAUCAUUUCCAGUUAGACAUGGUGACAUUACACAGGUUUUUAGUUAUGGUUCAAGAAGAUUACCAUAGCCAGAACCCAUACCACAAUGCUGUCCAUGCAGCUGAUGUCACUCAAGCUAUGCACUGCUAUCUAAAGGAGCCCAAGCUUGCCAACUUCCUUACCCCUCUGGACAUUAUGCUUGGACUGCUGGCUGCUGCCGCUCAUGAUGUAGACCAUCCAGGGGUCAACCAGCCAUUUUUGAUCAAAACCAAACACCACCUCGCCAGUCUGUACCAGAAUGUCUCAGUUUUAGAAAAUCAUCACUGGCGAUCCACAAUAGGCAUGCUUCGAGAAUCAGGGCUCCUUGCCCAUCUGCCAAAGGAAAUGAUACAGGAUAUUGAGCAGCAGCUGGGCUCCCUGAUCUUGGCAACAGACAUCAAUAGGCAAAAUGAGUUCUUGAUCCGUUUGAAAGCUCACCUCGACAAUCAGGAUUUGAGAUUGGAGGAUGCACACGACAGACAUUUCAUGCUCCAGAUCGCACUCAAGUGUGCUGACAUUUGCAAUCCCUGUCGGCUUUGGGAGACAAGCAAGCAGUGGAGUGAAAGAGUCUGUGAGGAAUUCUAUCGGCAAGGUGACCUGGAACAAAAAUUUGAACUGGAAAUAAGCCCUCUUUGUAAUCAGCAGAAGGACACGAUACCUAGCAUACAAAUUGGCUUCAUGUCCUACAUUGUAGAGCCACUCUUUGAAAAAUGGGCCCAGUUUACUGGAGACACUCCCCUCUCUGAAAACAUGCUAAGCCAUCUCAGGAGGAACAAGGCCAAUUGGAGGAGUUUGCUCCACAAGCAACACAGCAGUAGCAGGAGUAAUGACCACUCAGGUCAAGUGACUGAAAAUGAGGACCAGACUUUAAAUGAAGGGGACACCCCAUAGUGCCAGCUUUGCACUCUUCCUAAUAGUACUGCUGUCUCUUCCUCGCUGGUCACAACAGUGAACAAAACCCCAAGGACCUGUGAGGCCAUCAACAACAGCAUGGAAAGGGAAAGACAGGGGAAGCAGAAGCUGGAAGGGUCCUCGUAAAUAAACCCACUUGAAUGCUGGGUUUGGUUUUUGAGCUCCUUUGACUUCCCCACCCUCCUCCUCCUCUUUCUACAUAUUUCUGAAGUCAUUCAUCACUUCUGAUCAUUAACUGCUUGAAUGAGAAGCUGAGCCAGUAAAUGGCUACCAAGUAACACAGGAGGAUUACAGAGAAAACCUGAGAGAGAAAAGAAGCGCUCUUGGCCAUAUUUCAUUCACAUGGGUCAUACUGUGACACAUACCUGUAUGUAGGCCUGGAGCACCAUACAGUUUCCAGUCUGGCAGCUGGGCUGCACAUUAAACCACCAGCAUCUUCAGAACUCUGAGAAUAUUGGUCAAGUAUGAGCGCACACAGGAGAGAGAAAUCUUGUUAUUUUAAUAAUUCAAAAAAAACCCUUUUUAACUUUUGUAUUCUGUGCACCAGACAACAAAUCCAAAAUCUUUGGACUGAGGUUGCUCUAUGUACACAAAACUCAAGCAUGACAAGAUUCAUUUUUUAAGUCAUUUUUAUGCCACUUUAGGUAGAGUGACAUCUUCAAGGAACACCUGCAAGGAACAGCAUUCCCUAGCAAGUCAAAGGGAAGGUGUUGUACAGUCUAAACCUUUGCAACAUAAUCAGACCUUUUUGAUGACUCUGUUUCAAUUAUAUGUUUAUAUUCACACGUGUACAUUUUCUGUAAAUAUAAAGCGCUACUGAUUCCCAUGCCAAAAUACUGAAGUAUUAUGGGAUUGCUACCUGUAUAAACAAUGGCACUGUGAACAGAAUACUAUUAGUUUUAAUACAAGAGAAAGCAUUUGUAAAUAUGAUAUAGAGUUUAUUAAUACACUAUUGUUUGCAGAUAAAGGCCUUAACUUUUAGCAUCUUUCAUCUUCUGAUAGCUGCCAAAAUCAUAUCACCAUAUAUAUGAUUCUGAACUGCCUUUACAUUUUCAGCUGCCUGGCAGAAUGAAGUCUGGCAGGGCAUUUUUUGGAAACUUCACAUGCAUUCCAUAUGGACCCAUACCGUUUAAUCCAUGGCACAAUGCACACUUUUAGAAGAUGCUUCACAAAGCCUGAAGUUCUGAUAUUUUAAAACACAGCAAUAUUACACAAUCUAUUUUACAAUUCAAACUGGUAAACCGUGGACCCGUGGAUUCUAACCAAGUAGCAGAGUGGUCUACAAAACCAAACACAUCCAACUGAGGGUCUGAUCCAGAUAUCUUGGCAGUUCUGGAGUAUAAUUGUUUUCUCAAAUGGUGCCAAACUAUCAUUUCAUCUUGUAUUGUGUUGAUUUUUUUAAUCUUUCAUUAGGUGACCAGCAUGUAGGUAUGGUUCUUGUUUCCUUUUCACGAGAAAAAUGCUUUACCUGGCUUUUAUAAAUUUCACUUAAUGAAGGAAAAUGCUUUGUAGCCAAUCUAGUAAGCAAGAUCCUUCUCCCUCAUAACUAUUGCUAAUUACAGUUAAGGUUUUAGCUUACAGGGUUUUUGAAAGAGACACAAUAGUCCACUCCAUGAACCACCUUUGUUGGGGCAUUCUUUCAAUUCCUUUCUUUAACCUCCUCCUUUCAGAUAAGACCUCUACCUGGGGUGUGUAAGUAAUCAUGUGAGUAACAUGUUUGGUUUUCCUUUCGUGUGUAUUAUUCUGAUAGCAAAUGCAAUGCUAUUACAUUACUAUUUUACCACUUCAAACAAUGUUUUUGUUUAUAACAGAACUAGCUCUAGUUGUUAUACACUUGUAUUACGUGAUGUGAUUGCCAUGGCGGCAAACAACUUAAGCCAACGUAGAUAAGGGUUAAAUUUAUAAGAAAUGUUCAAGAAAGAUGAGUUUACUUUUAAGUAAAAGUGCAAGGUAACAAUUAUUUUAAGGUGUUUAGAUAAAAAAAUGUUCACAUUAAUAAGAAAUCCAGUAAAGGUCACAUUAGUAAUAUACAUAUAGAAUCAAUUAACAGAAAAAAUGACUGAAACUCAAAGUAGAAAGAUGAAAUUCAGGUGUCUGGAAGUGUGAAGUGUAUUGGGCCAGCUAGCUUUAUCCUAUCAUUGUGUAGAUUUAUGUCAGCAAAGUAUGGACAAAUGAGAAUGUUCUUGUUUCUUCCAACUAGGACACAUACCUCACUAGAGCUCACUAUAUAAUUUUGCUAACAGUUUCUCCUAACAAGUAAGGGAGUAGUAAACCUAAGGAAUAGGUCAAAGUUACCUCUGUUUCAAAACCAUUGCAUUUUCAACCGUUCCAUCUUGGGUGGUACAGAAACAAGGUCCUUUUUAGUGUCCAAGUUAAUCUCUACUGCUACAUCUUACUUUUCCUCUCAGUAUUCCAGAAGUUUAGAGCAAGGCAGUACCUGUUAGUCACAGUAUGCAGCCCAUGAAGGAUGUCACACAUUAGCACACUGGCAGGUUUUCAAAUGUCUACAGAAGUUAGGAAAGAAAGAAAAUGUCUCUUUCCCCCUUUUUGGUUGCUUAUUUUCAAUAGUCAUCUUCAACUCUUUUCCAUUUAGUUGGAAGAAUUAAAAAAAUGUUCUGUGGUUUAGAAACAAGCCUAUUCAUUACUGUACCCCAGUAGCUCUAGUACAAACUGCCUUUUAAUUAUGGCAGUUCUUCAAAGCCAAUGAAAGAACUUUGUAUGCUCUUAGUUAUGCUGGGAUGUCAACCUGGCCUUUUUGUUACUAGCGCAUUGACCUGUUACUCAAGUCAGCCCUUUUCAAGUUAAAGUCCCUAACUAGAAAGGUUGCUCUUAUGAAAAUAGGGGUGGCCUUUUUUUAUUUUUUCAUGAAAAUGAAGUACACAUACCUGCCUGGCUGCAAUAUAACUACUCUCACUAGUGAAAGAAAUUCAGGCUGACUUUGUGGCAUAAAUCAGUUACAGGCUAAGCAGUUUGCCUCAGGCGCUCUCUAAGGUUCACUUCAAUGGAGGAAGCUAUGAAGCGAGCUCUUGGCAGCAAAUACCUGCCAGCCCAAAUGACUGGGCUCUGUGCUAUAAAGUGGGAUUUCUGGGUGAGUUUCACCAAUAGUUUUCCCAUGAAGAAGCCAGACUGCACUUUAUGAACAAUACCACCAGCAAUUAAAUAUAUACUAUUGUGAUAAAUAUUUUACCUGGUGUCUGGUUCAGUAGUAUAACUAAGGUGGAGCAACUGGGGUAUUAGGCCCCAGGUGCUGAUUUAAAGGUGGGAGGCAAUCUGGCUGCAGCUGCUGCCCCAUGCACAGUUGCCACCCAGGGUACAGAACUGUCCAGUUAUGCCUCUUGUCUGCUGUAGAGUAGAAACGGCCAGUGUGAGAAUGGGGCAACAGAAUGGAGAUGUAGUAAAAAAAUAAACAUUUGCACAGAAUGGACUUUUGUCCUAUUAGCCACAUUUGACACUUUAUAAGAGACCUAUGUGAAUGAAUUCUUGCUUCUUUUAAAGGAGAGUCUGUUUGGUCUGCACAGCAACACAUUAAAGAGUUUUCUGGCUUUGUUUGGUUUUAGAUGUAUGUACUGACAGGAGUACAAAACACUUGCCAGAGGCUGAAGCACUCUCAAUUACACUACACAAAAAUUCACUACUUGUCUUGGUUAAACCCCAUACUUGUUUAAGGGAAAGAUUAUAUACAGCCUUGGAUGUGACUUCUGUAAUUAAAAACUAAUUAAAGCAAAGAAAUUAUAGUUUAAUUAGACUAUUAUGCCUUGAUUCUGGAAGGCACAGAAAGCUUGUAGUUUUGUGGCAUGAAAGCUCUAAAGAGCAGCACAGAAGCAACAUGCAGGUCAUCAAAGAUAAAAAGGAAGGUAAUAAAAAAAAAUUCAUGACCUGGAGUGCAUGAAAGCAAGGAGAUAAGGAACAUAGCAGAGCCCUGUUUGUAGCCAAAGGCUUUUUUCUUUAUAAUGUGGACAAAACAAAUGUGAGAAAAGUAGGCCAGUUAAGUGCAGCAACCAAGGGCACUUGUACACGUGAUAAAAAUUGGCUGUUUUUACGGUUUAAUUGCAUCACAGUGUACAUGUGUGGGGGUUUCUUAUGAUUUAAAUGAGUUUCCUACAUUGCAAACUAAACCACAUCCUCAUGUAGUUUAAUUUGCAACAUAGUUAUUUGUAACCUUGCAGCCUUUGACAGCUGGCAACCCCCAUCCCCUCCCCGCCUACAGCUGCAGGAGAAGUGGACUGAAAGUAGAGGUGGCGAGGGGGCCGAUCCUGUUUUCUUUUUUUUGGUGGAGCCUGCCUAUGUCUCCUGCAGCUGGGGAGCGAGCUGCCAGUGGACUGAAUGGCCCCUGAGCUGCAGGGACCCCGGUCCUUCCUUCUGUGGCAGCGGCACCCCCUGGGACCACCUGGCCAGGCUGCUAGCAGGCAGGUGCUGCCCCAGCUUGGGCUCAGGGAACAGUUGGAUCAGUCUGGGUGCUGCCUCUGAGCUGGGGCAGCACCUACCCACUAGCUGCCUGCCCGAGUGGCCCCAGGGAGCACCAUCACCAUCACCAUGAAGGAAAGGUCCAGGCCCCCCAUAGCUCAGGGCCAGCCAGCAGCUCACCUCCUGGCAGUGGGAGAGGCAGCCAAGCUCCACAGAAAAAAAAAAAAAAAGAUCAGGGUUCUCACCCUUUUUUUUUUUUUUUUUUUUUUUUUUUUUUUGGUUUCUCAGUGGAGCCUGCCUGUGUGAGUUGCUGCUGUGCUGAGUAGCCCCUGAGCUGCAGGGGGGCCCGGUCCUUCCAUCUGUGGUGGCAGCACCCCCGGGGGCUGCCCAGGUGGGGUGCUAGCUAAGUGGGUGCUGCCCCAGCUUUCAGGCAUCAUCCACUGGAUCCAAAACCAAAGUGCUCAGAAGCUAAAAAGAAACAGAGCUUAUUGUGUACAUCACAACUGAAGGAAGAGCCUGGGAUAAAAUUCCACAUCACCACUAGAAUAAAGCAAGGAAACAACUGAAUUGGAUUUCUGUUGAUCUAACCUAGAUUAUGGGACCCUUCAAUAACUUGUAUAAAUAGGGUUUUGGAUAAAAGUGGCAGCCUACAAAUCAGCAUUAAAAAGGCUGUGGCUCCAGGCUCCCAAACCCAGAAGACACAAGAUUGGUUAGCUGCUUCUUCAGCACACUAUGAAAAGAGACUGUCAGAUAGAUUAAGCAACCCAGAGGUGUACCAUACAUCAUUCCUAAAAAAAAAUUACCCCAAAUAAUUGCUGAGUCAAGGUUCAAACCACCAAAAAAGGGAAUUACUGGUAUUUUAAAAUAGAUGACCCAAUAACUCUUUUCCCUGCAUCUUGUUUCAAUGCUUGUUUUUAAUCUGUAGUGAAUUAUUUAAAUCAUUUAUGUCCCUACAGUAAGCAAGAAAUUCCAUUUACAUCACUGGUCAUACACUAAAUUGAACAGAUCAUCUGUCACACUGUGCUUCCCCAUUGACUCAUUUAGUCUUCAGUCAAAUCUACAACCAAGGCCAAGGUGGGGAAAGCCCCAAAAAAGCACUCCUCCUAAUUAUGGCUGAAUACCACGCACAAACUGUGGCAAUGCUAGUUGUUGUUAGGCUGGUCAGUCCGCGUACCAACUACAAUUUAUUCCCUAGUGAUAUUCAGUCUGGGUCACUCAACUGAUAGACGUGAAUGCAACCUUCUCCUCUCCCCCUGACUUGGGUCACAGAAAAUCAGUACUUGUAAUUCGUUAGUAAAUAUGCAUAAAUAUUAGUCUUGUGUAUAUUUUACUGUAUAAGAUUAAAUCUGGAAGCAACAGAUCAUGCUAUUACAAAACUUUGGGGCAAGUUAUAGUGCAAGAAUAUUUAAUUGUUUUAUCUUCCCUCUGCUACCAAAAUCAUUGUCACUAUGACCCGUCCUAUAUUUUAGGUACACAAACUUUAAAUGCAGAGCAUAGAAAGUUUGACUUGGAUGUAAAAUAUAUUCUUUUAAUCAUUGAACACAAACUGUAUAGAAAUGUCAUGUCUAUUGUAAAACACACCGUAUGCACACCGCCCCCCCUCCCCUUAUCCUGCACACCGCCCCCCCUCCCUUAUCCAGGCUAAAUCCUGCUCCCAUUAAAAUCAAAGUCCAUUGACUUCAAUGGGACCAAGAUUCAGUCUGUGUGUGUAUAUAUAUGUCAUAUGCAUCAAAUUGAAAGGAAGCAAUAGGUUGUGUGAAAAUGCUGUGACUGCUAUGCAGUGAUGCCAAGAAUUAAACAAGAGACUUAACUGUAUCUUUUUUAACAUACUGCUGUAAGUAUUCAUCAUGUCAAAGGAUGACAACUAAUAAAAAGAAUUACAGAAGAAUAA